Lycium barbarum (goji berry) is the source of this 873-nucleotide messenger RNA. RefSeq lists its product as uncharacterized. Gene Ontology annotation, molecular function: nucleic acid binding. NCBI's taxonomy places the organism in Eukaryota, Viridiplantae, Streptophyta, Magnoliopsida, Solanales, Solanaceae. Gene Ontology annotation, biological process: DNA integration. Bases 1 to 873 code for a protein of 290 amino acids. The transcript is spliced from 2 exons. The record is from RefSeq and is a predicted model, not a curated record.
AUGGAGCCAAUUCUUGAAGUAGAAUUGUUUGAUGUUUGGGGAAUCGAUUUUAUAGGUCCCUUUGUGAGUUCCUAUGGUAACAAGUAUAUCCUUGUGGCCGUGGACUAUGUGUCUAAAUGGGUGGAGGCCGUUUUGCUUCCCAAUAAUGAAGGAAAGAGUGUCACCGGGUUCUUGAAAAAGCACCUAUUCUUAAGUUUUGCGACUCUAAGGGCAAUCAUUAGUGAUAGGGGAUCUCAUUUUUGCAACCGGUUGUUCAAAACGCUUCUUGAAAAGUAUGGAGUCAAGCAUAGAGUUGCCACCCCUUAUCAUCCCCAAACAAGUGGUCAAGUUGAAGUGACCGAUUGGUCAAGGAAGUUGGAUAAUGCUCUAUGGGCCUAUCGAACUGCAUACAAGACACCAAUUGGCAUGUCCCCUUAUCAAUUGAAAUUUGGAAAAUCUUUUCACCUCCCAGUGGAACUUGAACAUAAGGCAUUUUGGGCCUUGAAAAAGUUGAAUGUUGAAUGGGGUGAUGCCUUACAAUUGCGGUUGGAUCAACUUGAUGAGCUGGUUGAAUUCCGAUUUAGAGUCUGUGUGAGCUCUUCCAUUUACAAGGCCCGCAUGAUGCAUUUCCAUGACAAAAAGAUCUUGAAAAGGGAUUUUAGCCCCGGAUACCGAGUGUUAUUGUUCAAUUCAAGGCUCCGGUUGUUUUUGGGUAAAUUGAAGUCUAAGUGGUCAGGUCCCUUUGAAGUAACACAAGUGUUCCCACAUAGAGCAAUUGAACUUGUUGGUCCGGAUGGAGAGCACUUCAAGGUGAACGAGCAAAGGGUUAAGCAUUACUUUGGCUUACCCAAUGAAGAAAAGACAAUUGAGGUCACCUACCUCAACGAACCAUGA